Molecule: messenger RNA, 1783 nt
Organism: Electrophorus electricus (electric eel)
Lineage: Eukaryota; Metazoa; Chordata; Actinopteri; Gymnotiformes; Gymnotidae
Gene: pyroxd1
Product: pyridine nucleotide-disulphide oxidoreductase domain 1
Molecular function (GO): oxidoreductase activity
Source: RefSeq, a predicted model, not a curated record
AUGCAAAGCAACAUGGAGGACUUUGGAAUUGAAGGCUGUAGCUAGCUAGCUAAUGUCUGUUUUAUUUCGCUGGAAGUGCAGUAGCUUGACGCAUGGCGACCGCCUCACAGUCAGAGGUGCAGUUCAGAUUUGUGGUAGCAGGUGGAGGAAUCGCUGGAGUUACCUGCGCACAACAGCUGGCGUCCCAGUUUCCAUCUCUGGACAUUGUCCUUCUCACAGCUGCUCCGAUGGUGAAGACCGUGUCGAAUUUCAGACAGGUGUCUAAAACCUUGGAGGACUUUGAAGUUGAAGAGCAACCAUCCAGUGUUUUAGAGGAGAAGUAUCCGAACCUGAAAGUUAUUCAGUCUGCUGUCACAGUCCUCCACGCCAAGCAACACACACUCCUGACUGAGAAUGGACAGGUAUUCCAUUAUGAGAAGCUGUGUGUCUGUACUGGGGCCAGGCCUAAACUUAUUAUCCAGGAUAACCCUCAUGUGUUGGGCAUACGAGACACAGACAGUGCCCAGGAAUUUCAGAAACGCUUAUCAAGUGCAAAACGCAUAGUAGUUGUUGGAAAUGGAGGAAUUGCCUUGGAAUUGGUGUAUGAAGUGGAGGGCUGUGAGGUGAUCUGGGCUGUAAAGGACAAGGCCAUAGGAAACGCGUUCAUUGAUGCAGGAGCUGCUCAGUUCAUUAUCCCCUCGCUGGAGGCAGAGAAGCCAAAGAAAGCAUUGCCCUGCAAGAGAACACGCUACACCACUGACAAAGACACAGCCCCUAAUACAGCAGGUUCUGAAGGGCCUGGUAGUGCCUUAGGCCCGGACUGGCAUGAGAGCAUCAGUCUAAGAGGAGCAGAGCAGGUGUCCCACAGAGUCCAUGUAGAAUAUGAGUGUGAAAUUGAAAAAGUCUAUUCUCAGCAAGAGUUCAUGCAGUCCCCACUCUACACGCAGAAAACCAACUUGGGGGUGUGGCCAAUUUAUGCUCAGUUAUCCAAUGGGAAGACGUAUGGCUGUGACUUCAUCGUCAGUGCUACAGGCGUGGUCCCAAACACAGAGCCAUUUCUUCAUGGCAACAAUUUUGACUUGGCUGAGGACCAUGGUCUGAAGGUCGAUGAGCACAUGCAGACAUCUGAACCAGAUGUGUAUGCAGCUGGGGAUGUGUGCACUGCAGGCUGGGAGCCAAGCGCCUUCUGGCAGCAGAUGCGCUUGUGGACGCAGGCGCGGCAGAUGGGCUGGUACGCCGCUCGCAGUAUGGCGGCCGACAUCCUGGGCGAGGCCAUCGAGCUGGACUUCUGUUUCGAGCUCUUCUCCCACAUCACCAAGUUCUUCAACUAUAAGGUGGUGCUGCUUGGGAAGUUCAAUGCACAGGGCUUGGGCCAGGACCAUGAGCUGCUGGUACGCUGCACCAAAGGCCUUGAGUAUGUGAAGGUUGUCUUGAGGGGGGGCCGCAUGAUGGGGGCAAUCCUCAUUGGAGAAACCGACCUGGAGGAGACCUUCGAAAACCUCAUCCUCAACCAGAUGGACUUGUCUCCGUAUGGCCAGGAACUUCUCAACCCCAACAUCGACAUCGAGGACUACUUUGAUUGAAUCAAGCAGUUUGCUGUUUGGGAAUCUUGCAGUUGCUGGACGAUGAGAGGUUUUAUUUUAAUAUUUAAAUUGUCAGAGGGAUGAACCACUCUAGGAUGUCUAAAUCAAGUAGAAUAUCUCCAAGUUUUUUUUUGUCUUCUUUCUAUUAAUGGCUGAUACAAUGUUUACAGAGCACCAUGCAGUGAAUGAUAUAUGAAUAAAUAUAUGAUAUAUCCCUUGUA